CUAAAUCUCCCUCACACAGAAAGGCCAGACUGGGCUUCAGCGUCAACCUCCGCCAAUUCAGUCCCUCCUUGCGCACCCCACCGGUUCUCCCUUCUACUAGUUCCGGUUGUCGAAAGAUUGAAAACUGUAAAUUCCAUCUCCGACAGUCACCAUGUCUCGAAACGCGCAAGUCGAGGAGGUGUACGACGACUCAGAUCCGGAGGAAGUUGCUCCCUCCGACUACACCAAUGAAUCUCUCCUGUCCGCCGCCAACAUUCCUGCUCCUGCCUCGUCUUCGAUACCCAUGAGACAGGCCCCCGAACCGCAGCGCGAUAUCCCCAAACACUUCCAAUGCCUGUACCCGAUCUACUUCGACAAGUCGCGGUCGCGCGCCGGAGGCCGGAAAGUCGGCUCGGAACACGCCGUUGAGAACCCUCUGGCCAGAGAGAUCGUCGAUGCGGCGCAGAUGCUGGGGUUGACGGUAGGCUUCGAGCCGGAGAAGUUUCACCCGAAGGAUUGGGCGAACCCGGGGCGAGUGCGUGUGCUACUGAAGGAUGAGAACGGGAAGUUGGCCAACCCGAAAAUUAAGAACAAACACCAUCUCUAUAUCCUCGUGGCUCAAUAUCUCAAAGCCCACCCGACCACUGAGAAAUCCCCCUACAACCUGCGGAUCAGAGGACUUCCCAUGCCGGAGAAGCUUCCUGCCGCACCGGCGGCUCCUCGUGGGUGGAAGAUUGGUUCCAUCCUACCCAUACACUCCCCGGCCUACAGUGGUGGCGGAGUAAGCGACAACCCGCUCAAGGACGCCAUGUCGGAGAUGCAGAACAUGCAGGGUAUGCCGGGAAUGCCUCAAAUUCCCGGGAUGCCCGAUUUGGCCGGGAUGAUGGGCGGUAUGGGCGGCAUGGGCGGCGAGCCGUCCGGAGGCAGCGGCGAAAAGAAGAAGAAGGACAAGAAGAAGAAAUAAGACAUGAUGCGCCCGAUCUGAUGGCUGUAUGGGAUAUGGGACACUCCGAGAAAUUCUGAUUCACUGUCCAUAUUAAUGUGCGUUUCUGGUUGCAUUGCACGGGCGUGAGGCGUUUGUUAUUUACACCUGAUAGAGGGCAUAUUUGCUGUUCUCUGAUACCAAGAUGGAAUCGAAGAUGGAUUUAUGACGUGCUAUGGCUAGCACGACUCUGGGCAGUUGAUCCAUAUCGACG
Molecule: messenger RNA, 1175 nt
Organism: Aspergillus melleus
Lineage: Eukaryota; Fungi; Ascomycota; Eurotiomycetes; Eurotiales; Aspergillaceae
Gene: SEC65
Product: RNA-binding signal recognition particle subunit SEC65
Exons: 2
Coding region: 152-943 (263 amino acids)
Biological process (GO): SRP-dependent cotranslational protein targeting to membrane, signal sequence recognition; SRP-dependent cotranslational protein targeting to membrane
Cellular component (GO): signal recognition particle, endoplasmic reticulum targeting
Molecular function (GO): 7S RNA binding
Source: RefSeq, a predicted model, not a curated record